UUUAAUAGACAGGUCCCCAGGGAGGUUGGUCAGUUCAGUUAGAAAAAAAUCCCAAGCGAGGAGGUUGACUCGAGGUAGGAUACGAUGGCGUUCUCCUUGACGACCCGCAAUCCAACUGACACACCAAGGACCUCCGGUCACAUGAUCAUGCACGCCGUGACCAUCGCCCUGGCAACCCUUACACACAUCCUCUGUGAGGUGGUUCGCUGUCUGGCGACCGACCCCAGCACGCCCAACGCCCUCUUCCAGGUGUCUGCGAGGAAUGUGUCGGCUACCUUUCCCAUGGAGGUCAGCAUGGACACCUGGGCGGAGAACUGCUGGAUCAUGAUCAACAUCUGGACGCUUGCUUGGAUGUUGCACGCCAUGGCUACCCUGUUCCAGCGAUCCGUAGUUGGACCUCUGUCCUGCAACCCAGAGAUCCACUCCCCUCUGUUCUUCCUCGUUUGGACCACCAUCAACAUGUUCAGGAUGGCCGCGAUCCUCCACUGGUCCAGAUAUGAUCUGGUUGGGACGUUGCUAUCCAGGUGGCUGGUGGUGGGGUGUAGUUUCUUCACCCUGGGAAUGUCCUACCGUAACCUGGCCCACCACAGUGCCUGGCUUCAAAUCAACCACCCAGCACAGAUCUGCUGGAUACGAUACCUGGCCCAGAACGGUUUGGCUGUGUUCUGCUGCUGGUCCCUGCUGGAGGCGCUGGUGGUUCUGGGUCAGGUCCUCUGCUACGUGGGGGGCUUCCCGGACCCUAUGAUCAGCUCUAUCAUCUUCCUCCUCAUCCUCCUGUUCAUCAAAGUCUGGAUUGCGCUUGAGAGACUUGUGUUCCCCAGACACCUAUGCUACACCUUCACCACGUACCCCACCCUGAUCCUGGGCCUUGGAGCCAUGUUCACCGCCAGCUACCAGUUCCAAGCCAUGGCUGCUAACACCAUCUUAUGUGGUAUCAUAAUGGUGUUAGCCACCUGCUUCAGCAUCGCCAGCACCGUCUACAGCUGUUUUCUUGACGAUGAACCCCCCGUCCACUCUCCGGCGUUAGAGUUCGACCUGACCUCGGAGGGAUGCGAGACAGUGUGCAAGGUGGAGAGCGACAAGACCAAACGCAUCAAGUCUGUUCCGCACAUCCUCAAGAAAAUACUCAGUGACGUUAGAGUUGGGUCACAUUAAAAGAACAGACUUCCUGCGGCUGACCCCGUUUCUGUGUAUGUGAAUAAAUAGAGUAAAGUGUGUCUGCUGAUUGUUUUACGUGUCUUAGUUUGGUUAAUGGUUGGUAUUUUGGAUGCACUGCAAUGUAAUCACCAGCAGGGCGUGCUAAGGAAACACGUCAAAUAACAGGGACUUGAUGUGAUCAUAUGGGCUCCGGCUUGAUUGUACACUUCAUGCAACCUCCCGUUGGAUUGAGCAAUGAUUACAUUGCGUGUUUUCAGUUGAGAAAUCUGAUUUGUAUUUUUUAGACAGGUACCACUACACGGUUUAAGUCGUUAAUUUUGCGUUUGGAAAUUAUCAUUCAGUGUUUUCCCGUCUCCUACCUGCUUAGGUCUAAGCAUACAAUGACUAGACCACACAAAAUAAAUCGAAAGGAUAAUUGGGCCACCUGUUGGUGAAUAAAUUUGGUUUGAACCGGA
Molecule: messenger RNA, 1613 nt
Organism: Gadus morhua (Atlantic cod)
Lineage: Eukaryota; Metazoa; Chordata; Actinopteri; Gadiformes; Gadidae
Exons: 7
Coding region: 85-1155 (356 amino acids)
Source: RefSeq, a predicted model, not a curated record